Molecule: messenger RNA, 2183 nt
Organism: Chrysemys picta bellii (western painted turtle)
Lineage: Eukaryota; Metazoa; Chordata; Testudines; Emydidae
Source: RefSeq, a predicted model, not a curated record
UCAGCCCCAGGCCACCAGUGGUGCAUCUGCUGCCUGGCCAUGGUGCUGGGGAACCACUCCCCUGUGUGGGACACCAAUGCAGGCUCUCUGCUGUGGCUUGCAAUAGUCUCGGGAGCCCUGGUUUUCAAUAGGGAUAGAGCAGCAGUAGUUCCCAGCAUCCCAGAAGACUAGGGGCCUCUUGUCUCUGACUGGCAAGUGUCCCCUUCUUGUAUGAACCUAACCAACUGUUUCCGUUGUGCCGCAGAGCUCCAUCCAACACCAUGGCACCAUCCAGGAAGAAAACAGCCAAUGGAACCAGCAAAAACAAUGUGAAGAAGAAAAAGCUCGCUGCAUUUUUAAAGGACUUUGACCGUGAAGUCCAAACGAGAAUUGAUCAGCUACAAACAAAUGGGCAAAAUCUUCUCAAGGAAUUGGAUAAUCUUUAUAACAUAGAAAACCUCAGACUUCCUCUAGCACUGAGAGAAAUGAACUGGCUUGACUACUUUGCUAAAGGAGGAAGUAAAAAGGCCCUAGAAGAAGCAGCAACGGCAGAUUUGGAACUAUCAGAAAUAAACAAACUUACAGCAGAAGUUAUCCAGACGCCUUUCAGAAUUGUCAAGAAAGCUGAAAAAUCCAAACAGGAUAUCGAUGCCAUUGAAGAAGAAACAGAACUUAGUUUGCUCCCUGUAGCUAAGAAGAGGAAACAGGACAACAAAGCCCUUGAAGAAUCAGAGCCAGAACAUGCAAAUGUUAAUCCCAAAACAGGAAAGGUGAAGACAUCAACGAAAAAACUGCUAGUUUCGAAGAGCAGAAGAGCUCCAUCAGCGAGAGUGAAACGCAUUAGUAAAAGGUCAAGCAAAAAUAACUUUGUCACUCCAGCCCUUGGCCGAGUCCCUGAUGCCUGCACAUGGGGAAGGACCUCCACUGUCACCCCUAAGUUUGAUUCCAGGCUUUUCAAGACACCAGGUCUACGCACGCCUGCAGCACGUGAACAUGUUUACAUAGUCUCUGCAAACGGCAGCCCUCUUGCUAACAGCAACGAUGUCAUCAUUACAGUUCCUGUCGGAGGAGGAGAGAGCAUUCGUUUAGCAGCCAGUGAGCUGACCAAAAGGAAUUUGAGUCAUCUCAAUCCAGAGGCCCUGGGAAUUAUGAAGAAGCUAUCAGUUCGUCUUGCACAAGCAUGCAACAGCACGAACACCCAAAGAUGAAAUUUCAGGGAUAUUGACUUUCUUUGUAAAUCUGGAUCAUCAAUUUUAGGACUACAACCUGAAUUCUUACUCUAUUGUUUUACCUUUCUGUUACACGGUGAAAGUUAGGAACAGAUUUUCAGCCUGUAAUAUAUAAUGUGAUUAGAAUAGGUUGACUUUUUUUUGUACAGAAAAAAGUACUUAGUUUCCUGUUUCAAGAUAGCUAGCUACACCUUGGCCUUGGAUCCUCCUGAGUGUAUGAGAGGAUACAGCUGCCCUGCAAUCUGCAGAAGAUCAAAGCAGUGGGACCUAUUGGAUUACAGGUGUGAUUGACAAAAGUUGUAUCUGGUUUUGGAGCAAAAGUGGUGGAGCUGCUCAUUGCACUUAUUACCAGGCAAGUCUUCUGUUUGUUGAUGUCGUCGUUGAAAGGCGCUAGUUAGUUGUAUUGUAAGAGCUGGAAUAUGAACCUCAAUUACAAGUAAUUAACAGGGGGGUGCUAAAAGAACAUUUUGUUGCAGACCAGCUAAUGAAGCUGCCACAGGUGAUAGGGGUACAACAAAUCCUUUGUUUUGUUCUUCUCACAGCAGCCACUGAACUUUCAAUCCUGCUUUCCAGUUUACAGUGAACAAUGUACUUGAAGUCUUUUAUUGUACAUCCUACUGUUGUUUUUAAAGAAAUGAAUACACUGGUGUGUUCUUAAACCCAUAAUUUUACUGAAUUUUAAAGCUUCUAUCUACAAAACCAAUCAUCUAGACCUCCAGUCCUCUAAGGCACAUACACUUACUGGUGCAAGUCCCUUUAGAGUGGUUGGAGACAGCCAGUGGAGAACUCCCUCUGCACAGGGGAACUCUACUGCUUCCUGCACUAGCUCCUAGGGAAGAGAUGGGGAUGUGGCAGAGCCAAGUUCCACUAUGUCUGGGUCUCCACUGGGAUGUUCCCUGCAUUCUUUUCAUGAACAAAAAAAGUUUUACAUAAUAAAUACUGUUUAUAGAUGGAAUAAAAUUAGUUACAUAUUCA